This is a messenger RNA of Aspergillus welwitschiae, 3410 nucleotides long. RefSeq names its product ATP-dependent metallopeptidase FtsH/Yme1/Tma family protein. Gene Ontology annotation, cellular component: m-AAA complex; membrane. Bases 146 to 2842 code for a protein of 898 amino acids. Gene Ontology annotation, biological process: protein-containing complex assembly; mitochondrial protein processing. Gene Ontology annotation, molecular function: metalloendopeptidase activity; ATP-dependent peptidase activity; ATP hydrolysis activity. Lineage: Eukaryota; Fungi; Ascomycota; Eurotiomycetes; Eurotiales; Aspergillaceae. The transcript is spliced from 2 exons. The record is from RefSeq and is a predicted model, not a curated record.
CUCAGCUCCUCCAAGAGCUUUCCACCUUCCCCGCCACCUCCGUUUCAAGAAGAGCCUCUAUGGCCGCAUCAGCCUCGAGGUGCCAUUGAAAUCUCAGAACCCCGCCGCGCCUUUACCUUAGCCUCCGGGCUCAUCAUCCUCGACCAUGGCCUCUCUGCUCCGGCGGCCUGGCAACCUUGCUCGAUAUUCGAGGAGAGCCGCAGACUGCCUUUACCGCACAAGGCCGCUCUCUGCACACGCUCCGCAGUCGAGACUGUCAGCCCUGAUUAUCGCGCACCGAGCUAGGACGUUCGCUACCCAACCCACCGGUGGUCCGAACCCCCCGAACGACAAUGGCAACAACAAGAACUCGAGCUCAUCAACCGGGCCCGGGAAUAAUGGCGGAGACCCGAAGAAGCCGGAAGAGGAGAAUGUGCUCACCAAGGAACAACAGAAACAUCUAGAUGAAUUCAUCGCACAUCUGAAAGAACGGUCACCACGGAGUCAACAUGAGAUGCUCGACGACGUGAAACUGCACAUCGAGAGGAACGGAUUACCUCCGCCAGUGAAGGAUUUCAUCGACAACCAUAUCUCCACCGGGCGUCCUGCCUCCCUCAUGACAUACAUGCGUUUGAUGCGCGACCUGGCCAGUUACCUCGAUGACAUCGCUCGUGGCGUAGCGCGGAUCGAAAACGAGCGAUUGAUGAAGGAAAUUGAGGAACUAGAGAAGAAGAAUGCAGAGGAAGGAAAGCAACCAGGGAAAGAGGGGGAGAAGAAGGAUCAGGAAGGAAAGAAGAAGGACCAAGAACAAGAUAAGCAGCGAAAGGACCAGAAGGACCAAAACCCAUUCGGCAAGAAUCCGGGAGACCCUCGAGAUAUGAUUGUUUUCAAGCUCGACAACAUAAAUUUCUGGGCGGGCUUGAUUGUCAGUUACUAUAUCUACCGCAGUUUCUACCCGAGCGAAAACAGCAGCGAUAUCACAUGGCAGGAGUUCCGGGCCAACUUCCUCGACAGGGGCUUGGUUGAGAGGCUGACCGUCAUUAACAACACCCGGGUUCGGGUAGAACUUCACCGUGAUGCGGUGGCUCAAGUCUACCCCGAAUCGCCUGCUGCUCAUCCGGGAUUCUACUACUACUUCACCAUCGGAUCCGUCGACGGCUUUGAGAGGAAAUUGGAGGAGGCCCAGCAGGAACUUGGUGUCCCUAGUGCUGAACGCAUUCCGGUCAACUACCAGGGUGAAGUCCCCUGGGCUGCGACACUCAUAAGCUUCGGUCCCACGGUCCUUCUUUUGGCUGGUGUAUAUUUCCUGUCGAGACGUGCAGGUAGCGGAGGUGGUCAGGGUGGCAUCUUUGGCAUUGGCAAGAGCCGUGCCAAACGUUUCAACCAAGAGACCGACAUCAAGAUCAAAUUCUCCGACGUGGCUGGUAUGGAUGAAGCCAAGGUGGAAAUCAUGGAAUUCGUCAGCUUCCUGAAGAACCCGGAACGCUUCCAGAAGCUUGGUGCCAAAAUCCCCCGUGGUGCCAUUCUUUCGGGUCCUCCGGGUACCGGUAAGACGUUACUUGCCAAGGCCACGGCUGGUGAAUCCGGCGUGCCCUUCUUCAGUGUCAGUGGUUCGGAGUUUGUCGAGAUGUUUGUCGGUGUCGGUCCUUCCCGAGUUCGUGAUCUGUUCGCCAACGCGCGGAAAUCGACGCCCUGCAUUAUCUUCAUCGAUGAAAUUGAUGCUAUCGGUAAAUCAAGAGCGAAGUCGAACUACGGCGGCGGUAACGAUGAACGCGAGAGCACGCUGAACCAGAUCCUUACCGAAAUGGACGGUUUCAACACUUCCGAGCAAGUGGUGGUGUUGGCUGGUACGAACAGACCCGACGUUCUCGAUCAGGCUCUGAUGCGUCCUGGACGAUUCGAUCGGCACAUCUCUAUCGACCGGCCUACCAUGGAUGGCCGCAAGCAGAUCUUCGGCGUUCACCUGAAGAAGAUCGUGACGAAGGAGGACAUGGAAUACCUUCAAGGAAGACUUUCGGCCUUGACACCCGGUUUUGCUGGUGCUGAUAUCGCAAACUGCGUUAACGAAGCCGCUCUGGUUGCUGCCCGUGAAAACGCCGAUCAUGUCACCAUGAAGCACUUCGAGCAGGCCAUUGAACGUGUCAUCGGUGGCUUGGAGAAGAAGUCUCUUGUACUUUCACCCGAGGAGAAGCGUGUUGUGGCCUACCACGAGGCCGGACAUGCCAUUUGUGGAUGGUAUUUCCGCUGGGCUGAUCCUCUUCUCAAGGUUUCCAUCAUCCCCCGUGGCCAAGGCGCUCUGGGUUAUGCCCAAUAUCUGCCCGCCAACGGCGACACCUACCUGAUGAACGGAAACCAGCUCAUGGACCGUAUGGCCAUGACCCUGGGAGGACGUGUCAGCGAGGAACUGCACUUCGACACAGUCACUAGUGGAGCCAGCGACGACUUCAACAAGGUCACUCAGAUGGCCACCGCCAUGGUGACCAAGUUCGGUAUGUCAUCAAAGCUACGCUACAUCUACUACGAGGAGGACCCGAAGAGCCAGAUGCACAAGCCCUUCUCCGAAGAAACGGCUCGGGAUAUCGACGGUGAAGUCCGCCGCAUUAUCGACCAGGCCCACAAGCAGUGCCACGAUCUCCUGACCAAGAAGAAGAAGGAAGUCGGCAUCGUAGCCGAGGAACUCCUCUCCAAGGAGGUCCUCAGCCGCGACGACAUGAUCCGUCUUCUCGGCCCGAGAGAAUGGCCCGAAUCCAACGAGUUCGCCAAGUACUUCGACGGCCGCGGCGGCGCCACCAUCGCUCCCCCUGAGCCCACGGAAUCCACUGAAGGCAAGGACGGCCGCGACUCCACCCCUAUCCCCCCAUAGAUGAUGCAAAUCCCGAUUGGAAAAUCCUCGAAUACUAUUCAUCUCUCCCAAGAACAUCACUCACGGCUGACGAAAGGUGCGGCGAGGCGGGGGUUUUUGCAUGCAUGUCUUCUUAUUCAUAUCAUAUAUCGUUGUCCUCUUUUACUUCCUCGUUUCCUUGCUUGGGUUUUGUAUUUAUUUAUCUUGUGUGUGUCAACUCGGAGCAUCUCCUUUCUAACAAUUUCCCUCUGUUUACGCAUUUCAUCCAUCCCAUCCGUCUGCUGUUUGUUACCUUCCAAGUUGUCGCCAUAAAUAUUAGGACUAUGACCUUUUUUGGUGUUUCCUGCGUGCUUGGUACUUUGCUCCGGAGUUCCCUCCCCAACUUCUCUACUCCUUUCCCCGUCCCCCUCUGACAUCUAUCCCAGUGGGCAAUUAUUCGUCCCCUUGAUAUCUCUAUCAUCACUGUCUCGCUUCUCCCCUUCUCUUCCCUCGUUCGCUUUCUUGAGGAAAGCGUUCGGUGUAUUGUACUGUACUGUAUAGUAGGUAGUUAUUUUAUAUUGGUGUUCUUCAUAUAUAGAUGGUAGGCGAG